UACAGGAGAUGACCAGAGACUGUGGACAUAGUACAGGAGAUGACCAGGGACUGCGGACAUAGUACAGGAGAUGACCAGAGACUGCGGACACAGUACAGGGAAUGACCAGAGACUGCGGACACAGUACAGGAGAUGACCAGAGACUGCGGACACAGUACAGGAGAUGACCAGAGACUGCGGACCUAGUACAGGAGAUGACCAGAGACUGCGGACAGUACAGGGAAUGACCAGAGACUGCGGACAUAGUACAGGGAAUGACCAGAGACUGCAGACAGUAAAGGAGAUGACCAGGGACUGCGGACAUAGUACA
Staurois parvus is the source of this 310-nucleotide messenger RNA. The record is from the annotation of a GenBank genome assembly. NCBI's taxonomy places the organism in Eukaryota, Metazoa, Chordata, Amphibia, Anura, Ranidae.